Molecule: messenger RNA, 1173 nt
Organism: Necator americanus (New World hookworm)
Lineage: Eukaryota; Metazoa; Nematoda; Chromadorea; Rhabditida; Ancylostomatidae
Exons: 12
Coding region: 1-1173 (390 amino acids)
Source: RefSeq, a predicted model, not a curated record
AUGCCAUCUAAACUUUAUGGCUUAAAAUUUUUUAUAUUACUGUUUAUUGUUGUCGAUGCUUCGCAUAUUGUUCAAACCACUAACGUGAAUGGGGAGCAGCUAAAUAUUAUUGUAUGGAUCUGCCCUGAUCUGGAUCUUUACGAAAUUGUUGAGUAUGCCAUUCAACACUAUAGCAGUGUGGACGAUAUUACCAACGCAAUACAACAACUUAUAGGAGGCUACCGUGAUCUUUUAUGGACCGUGAACGCGUUGGUUUAUACUCGUACGACGGCGGAUUUAAUGCCAACAAAGCGGACAACCAGCAAAAAUCUUUGUUUUGUCUCUGUUACACAAGAAAAUAUUAUCGUUUACGUUGCUGCUAUGAGCAGUCGAUCAACCGCUCAUCCACGAGCACGUCCAACUUCCAAAAUGUCCGAAGAUGAGCUACCACGAGCCUAUGCACGUGCAGCCAGCAGCAGUAGCUCCACAUCAACUUCAUCGAACGGUGAACUUCGCAGUGUUUCACCAUGUCGUCGAACUCGAAAGCGUUAUACCUCACCAGGAUCUUCCUCCAGUUCCAGUUCAAAAUCAGUAAAGCGAACCGCAAAACAACGACAAUCACGAAAACGUCGACGUAACUCGUCCUCGUCGACUCGUAGCAGAUCAACAUCUCGUCCAAUGUGGCCACGGAAGCAGGAGAAUCGUAGCCCAUCGCCGAAAUCAUCCUCGUCCUCCUCGUCAGAUGAUUCACGUCCCGAAAAACCACAUCGACACCGGUCCGCAUCACGUCAUCGAUCGAUAUGGAUGCCUCAAAAACGUGUCGGAACGAAACAUGGCCAAGCUGAUCGGAGUGAUCAACUUUAUGAGCCACGUCCUGUAACAAGUGAAUGGACACGGAAAACAUACGCUUGCGAAUGCGGUGAACAUUAUGGGUCACAGAAGGCUUUGGCACAUCAUAUCCUACAAAAUCAUAACGCAGAAAUACCGUGUUUCGGCUGUAAUAAGAUUCUAUCAUCUCUAGCGGAAAUGUUGGAACAUUUUCAAACUGUGCAUAAGAAAAAUCUUGUCGCUUGUGUAUAUUGCAAGUCGGUCUUCGGCAAAGCAGGCGAUAUGACAGAAAAUCAAUGGAAGCGAUUGAAAACUCAUAUGUAUGGGGAACUUGUCUACGCUAAAUUGGCUGAGCUACAAGGAUAA